GACAGCUACAUAUUCACCAGAACUUCAUUAAGUGAAGAUGAAAGCAAGGUGGCUUUUCUCUCUCUUUUGUUUGCUCUCAGUGCCCAGUGUCACAGGCCAGACUGCAGUUGUCGUUACCCAGACAGAAGUGGUCCAUGCUCUGCCAGGUACUGACAUCUCCCUGAUAUGCAUGUUCCCAAAACUGCACAGCACCCACAUCAUACAGACACAGUGGUCCAAGACUGACAGCAGCUCCUCUGCCAAAAUAUCUGUAUAUCAACCCACCUAUGGCACCCAUUACUUACAGUUUUCUGAGGCUCCUUGAAACUUUUCAGUGUUCUUCAGCACAAGGGUGUGCUGCACUGGGGAUGACAGGUCCUUGUCUUCCACCAAUCCAAAUGCCGCGUCUGAAUGCAAUUGGUGGGUGCUGCAUCUGGAAAAUAUUAACGUGUCCCUUACUGGGCAGUAUGAAUGCACUUUUGCUACUUACCCAUAUGCAACAAAGGCCGCAAAAAUUCAACUUACUGUCAAGGCCGAAGAGGAGAUGCACUACCUGAAAAAAGUGUGGUUAAAGCAGACUUUAGAAAUUCUAUGCCUUGAGGAUGAGACCUCAGAAAAUUUGUCCACUUAUCCUUUGAAAUGGCUAGUGGAUGAAAAUGGGAGGAAAGAGGAACUUGUGACCAAGGAGCCCUCCAGUCCUGCUGUGUACAGGAACAGCAGGAUGCUGUACGGACAAAAAGUCCUCCUGGAUUUGAACAAUGCCCUAAAGGUUUUCCCCACAAAAAUCACUGAUGAUGGCAGAGUCUUUUACUGCCACGUGCUGUACCACCCAGAGAAAGUCCAGAAGAGCAGCACCACUGUGAGAGUAUUUGCUUACCCUGAGAUUUUCACUAGCCUGGAGGAGGGCUCAGCCAGUGCUGCCCCACAACCUAAUGUGAGCUGUAUCGUGAGGAAGGCAUUUCCCAAGCCAAGCCUCCUAUGGUAUAUGGACAGAGCGAGCCUGGAGUCUUUUCUUUUUUUUUUUUUUUUCUCUCCCCAAGAAAUUUCUGUGGUACAAGAAGACUUGCAAGAGAGCGAAGGUUUCUAUGAGUUGAGAUCACCUCUGAUGCUGCAAGGGACCCAUAAGAUUCAUAGGACAUUCUCAUGUGUGUGUCUGUUUCCCUUCCUGGGAAAUGAAACAAAGAAUAUUUCAUCACAAGAAAUAUUUGUUUCCCUCAACAAUAAUGAAGCCUCAGCUGAAGUUUUUACCACCACGGUUUCAGACGAGCACCAGUUGACAUCUGUGGCCUCUCUGGAUUUCGCAAGUCCAGCAAAUUUGACUCCUGCUUCCACAGCACAAGCAGGAGCGCUAACUUCUACCACAGAGGCAAAAGGCUAUACCAGUGCCACAGCAUGCAGCGAGACUUUGACAACAGCACGUAACCUGUCCUACAGCAUCACAGACCAGACAAUUUCAGUUACCAGAGGAAAAGAUUUCUUUCCUACCAGCAGCCCGCUGAGCAGUACUGGUGACAGAAGGAACACCAAAGCCAGUCACUUCCCCUGGCCAACAGUGAGGGAAAGUGUCCUACUCCUCCUCUGUAGCACUCUGGUAGCUUUAGGCAUCAGGAAAUGGUGUCAGUACCAGAAAAAGAUUAUGAACAGACCUCCAUCUUUUAAGCCACCGCCACCUCCAAUAAAGUAGACGGAUGGGACUCCCCCAUUCUGCCAUAAACUAGAAAACCUGUAACACCACCUGAACCCCUUGCGUAGCACACAGAAGACUGGCACAGUUAAAAGGCUCUGCCUUUGGAACAGUGGUUACAGGAGCUUGGUAGUAAUGACCCAUAUUAAAAUUCAGAGCUCCUACAUGACAUUAAUUUUGGAAGCUUAGCACUUCUUUGGACACUCCUUUCAUCCUGUGUAUCUCUGUGUAUGCACUACAUUCAUAGUACGUGUCACUGUGAGAUUACACAUGCUUAAUUUGAAUUGGGUGAUGAACUGAGAAUUUGCUGUCUCGUCCAUGGUAGCAGAUUAACAUAUGAGUCUGCCAGCCUAACUGAAGAGUGUUGAAGCUUGUCCAUCUAGUCAAUGUAUAGAGAUGACAACUCUACCAUAUGGACAUCACAGUUACACAGCAAACAGUGGCUGAACACAAGAUUUUGAGACCUACAUGAGCUGUUCUUGCAAUUAUUUAUUUUUAAUGUGGACUAAUAUAACCCAACAUAUAAUUUUCUAUCACUGUGAAACCAAAAGAAAGAAUCAGACAGAAAAUAACCUGCAUCUCUUGGCACAGGAUUGCAGCACUGGAUCAUUGAGGGUGGCUGGUGACAUGAAAGAUCACCAGCCCUGGAGCAAGUGUAUGCAAGGAAGUCCCAGUUGUCAUCGGUGAAGUCACAAGAAAGUCAAUUUUGGUCCAGAGACUUAAGGACUGAAGCAAGCCUAAAGUUAAUGGAAAAUUCUAGCCCUUUCGGAAAUGCUAUGCCUUUAAAAUAAUACUUACUUUUAAGUCUGCUUUUCAGGAAUUAAAUUUACAGUAUACGUGAAGGAAAAAAAAAAAGUAAGAAUUUUAUUUUUCUUUGGUCUUAAUGAGCUUCCAUCACAUGCUAUCUUCACAUUUUCCAAGACCUCAGGGGUAGUUUCCCAAGGGGCUUAAGCCUGUGAAAGAGAUGAUCCAGUCUUCCCCCUGUCCUGCCCAAGCUACAGAUUUCCUCAUAUUGGCACUAAUGAAUAAAUGAUGUUGCAGAGGGUGGGCUUGGCUCGGCCCUCUGCACAGCUCUCAGCCAGGUCAGAAUCUGUGUGAUCACCAGUGCAAGGCACCAGAGCUGCAGGAGGAGCACUGCUUUUGGCAGCAAUUGCAGUACCUUCAGGCAGCCAAUAAACCAUCCCUCCAAGCUUGUUUAGAAAUGUAUUGUUACCACAAUGGUAUUUCUGUAAUUAAUGCAAAUCAGCUAAAUUUCAAUUAUGUCAGGCUUAAAAUUGAUAUUCUGAUUUAAGAAUGGGAUUUGCUUUAUUUACUGCUAAACACUGGUCAAUGAGUGUCAGGGUUCAGAGCACUGUAUUUCCUGGGACUUUAGAUUAAACGAAUGGUUUACUGGAAAGAAUGAUCUAACAGACCUUUUUUAGAAUAUUUUGUUGUAUUAUUUUUGUUGUAGUACAAGCAGUUCUAAAUCCAUCCGUGCUGAACAGAAAACACUUAGUUUCCUACAAAACUAUACCGACUUUCUAUGCAUGGAAGGGUUGAUGUUAAUUUGAGCAUUUCUUGUCUGUGUUGUAGAAGCACAGUAGUUUAACUUUUGUCUUAUUACCCAUCACUGCAAAAGCAGGCAGGUUGUUGGCCUUAAAAACAAAUUGGAAAGAACCCACAAACAAACAAACAAACAACAAAAACAAAAAACCAAACAGAUGGAUAACAAUAUUCCAAGAUGUGUGGAGAGCCAGGACGUUCCUCCUUGUCAUUAGACGACGAUGACUGUCUGUAGCAUAUAGACCGAAGGAGGCUAUUUUAUUAUCUCGGGUUUUCUGAUCCCCACGGUUGCUUCUGGCUGGAGAUGUUCCCUCGGACCGUGAGCAGCGCUCAUGGAUGUCACCGCUUCCUGCGCACAUCCCCGAAGGCUGCUGCUGCAGUCUCUGCAAGCGGUGCUCCGCAGGGUAACGGUGUCCGGGAGAGCUGCCCUGGCUGGGGCGCUUCCAGCCUCUCCCGAGGGCUUUCCUCUCAAAUCCCUGCACCGGGACACCCGGGCGGGCCGCACUCCCGCUACUCACCAGUAGAUGGAGCCGCAGCACCGCGGCCGGCGGCGAGCGGGGCCGCUCCUGCCCCUCGUCCUGCCCCGGCCCUUCCCCGUUCCUGCCCCGACCUCCCCUUUCGUCCGUCCCCGUCCCUUUCCCGUUCCCAUCCCACCGGCAGCAGGGCGGCAAUGCGGCGGUGUACCUCCCCACCCCGGGGCGGAGGGACGGGCACAACGAGGGUGCCUGCCCUCCUCUGCCGGCUUCAGAGAGAGAACAGGGAAAGGGGCAGCCAACAAUUUGGGACCCGAGGGAGGAAAUACCCCCCGUGCCAGCCCCAUCCUCCUGGUUUUCUGCAGGUAAAUUUGGUGUAGGAUGGUUUAUGUUUCUGUUUGCCUCUAUCUGCCCCUCAUCGCGAUAAGAAUGGAAUAUAUCGUUUACUCGAUGUGAAAAAUGCGUAUUAUAUGGCUCUACGCAGAAAUUUACUGUAUGUAUUAUGUUGUAUUGAUUAGUAGUGUUGUAUUAACAUUUUAGUAGUAUGGUAAAUGUAGUUUUGUAGGUAAAAUGUAACUUUUGUGGUUAAAAUAGAAACUAUGUAUGUGGAAUAUUUUUUUAAAGAAAAGAAUUAGGUACUCGCACCAGACAGCAGCCACAGGACACCUAAAUCUUUCAGAGAAAGAGAAUUUAUUGCUCCAUUAUCAGAAGAAACGAACUUCUUCCCACCUUGCUCAGCCCUGAGGACACCAUUAGGACUCAGAGGAAGAAGCUGACACAGACCAGACAGAAUCCUUUGUUUGAAUGGAAUUUAUGCAUCAUGUAUGAGAUGUAUGAAUAUGCAAUGGGCUAUUGCUUUUAAGGGUUAAUCCUCUGUUAACGUGUGUCCUUUCUCAGGCUUGUUUUGCCCAGAAAGAGGUCCCGGACUGUUUUAUUGUCUCAUAUUGUCCUAAUCUCAAUUGUUCAAAAUUUUUUACUCUAAUUAUAUUACUAUUUUUAUAACCAUUUUAUUAUUAUUAAACUUUUAAAAUUUUAAAAAC
Messenger RNA from Haemorhous mexicanus (house finch), 4718 nucleotides. It is a transcript of the gene CD96, whose product is annotated as CD96 molecule. NCBI's taxonomy places the organism in Eukaryota, Metazoa, Chordata, Aves, Passeriformes, Fringillidae. Gene Ontology annotation, biological process: cell-matrix adhesion; inflammatory response. The record is from RefSeq and is a predicted model, not a curated record.